AGCUUGCUCCAUUCCAUUCUCUUUUCUCCGAUUAGCGUAUUAUCCUAGUCAAGAGUCCUCUUUUUUUUCCAGCUUUUGAGGUUUCAAUGCUAAACCAAUCCAUCUUCACAUGUUCUUGAGUGUUUUUAUGAUUUGGAAGAAGGAAUCGAUGAAGUAGGCGACCGAUUCCAGUAGCAUUUCCAGCUAUCUCAGGCCUUCUCUGUCGAUUUUGGCAGCAGUCCAAGUGAAUUUAGAAGAUCAGCUACGUCAACCUUGCUUGCCCAGUUCGCUGAACGAAGCCUGAGGACUUGAUUGCUCGGUCCAUCUAAGUCCCUCUCUCUGCUCUCAACUCUUUCGGUAUUUAUAUUUGUAACUUAGCUUUGGAAAUCGACAUGGCUAACAAUGGAGGACGCGAAGAAGAUGAAAUAAGGACAAAGUUGGAAUUGUAUAAAGCUGCGAUAAGUGGUGAUUGGGAGAAGGCUAUGGGCAUCAAACCAAUAACAGCAGUGAUCAAUAACCGUGGAGAGACAGCUCUCCAUGUUGCAACUGCAGCAAACCACACCCAUUUUGUGGAAAAGCUUGUUGAUAUGAUUGCUAAUGAAAAUGCAGAGGAUUUAGCUAUUACAACUAAACCCCCAAUUGCACCUCAAGCUUCAUCUCUAAGUGAUGCCAUGGCUUCAGCCGCAACUGCAUUCAAAAUAGCAGCGGACCCAACCAUAGGUCCCAAAGCAACUGCAGCCACAUUGGCACCUGCAACCGGAAACGCAAAUGCAAGUCGACAAGAAAAUACCGAACCCAAAGCCAAAGUAACAAUCGUGGACCCAAUCCAAGAUGCAGCUGCAGCCCCACAGCCACGGGACCGAGCCCCACAGUCAGAAGCCUCAUCUCUAAGUGAUGCCAUGGCUUCAGCCCCAACUGCAUUCAAAAUAGCAGAGGACCCAGCCAUAGGUCCCAAAGCAACUGCAGCCGCAUUCCCAUCUGCAACCGAAAAUGCAAAUGCAAGUCGACAAGAAAAUACCAAACUCAAAGCCAAAGUAACAAUCGCGGACCCAAUCCAAGAUGCAGCUGCAGCCCCGCAACCACGGGACCGAGUCCCACAAUCACAAGCUUCAUCUCUAAGUGAUGCCAUGGCUUCAGCCCCAACUGCAUUCAAAAUAGCAGAGGACCCAGCCAUAGGUCCCAAAGCAACUGCAGCCACAUUGGCAUCUGCAAUCAGAAGUGCAAAUGUAAGUCGACAAGAAAAUACCAAACCCAAAGCCAAAGUAACAAUCGCGGACCCAAUCCAAGAUGCAGCUGCAGCCCUACAGCCACGGGACCGAGUUCCACCAUCACAAGACCCAGCAACAGAACCAGAGGAGCGCGGAAAUACAGCUUUUUGCUAUGCGGCUUUAUCUGGAAACGUGAAAAUUGCUCAAAUUAUGAAGAAGAACAAGCAAGAUUUGUCAGUGACUCGGGGUGGUAAAAAUUUAUUUCCAAUUCAUAUAGCAGCUUUGGCUGGCCAUGCACAAAUGGUGCAUGAACUGUACGAUGAAGAUCAUAUCAAAAAUCAACUAACAAAUGAUGAUCGCAUUAGUUUACUCAUCGCUUUGGUAGAGUCUGAUAUAUAUGAUGUUGCACUGAAGAUGAUAAAAGAUCACCCAGAGUUGGCCACUAAGAAUGAUCAUACCAGAGAGGAAGAGACAGCAUUGCAUGCAUUUGCUCGAAAGCCUUGUAUACCUUCCAUUGAAACUUCUACAGGGAUUUGGAGUUGCCGCAAAAACUUCGAUUUGUUUUUCUCGGUUGCUGGUUCGAACAUAAGUAAGCACGAACAAGGGCUUGAGCUAGUCCAAAAGCUUUGGGAGAAAGUAAUAUUGCAGGAUGAGGAAAAAGUUUCUAAGUUUAUGAUUAUACCUUCUGGGCGACUUAUAUUUAUUGCAGCUGAAAAUGGAAAUGUGGAGUUCCUAACUAUACUUAUACGUCAAUAUCCAGCUUUAAUAUUGAAGGUGGAUGAGAAUAAACAUACCAUUUUUCAUAAAGCUGUUUUGUAUCGACAUGAGAAAAUCUUCAAGCUGAUUUUUGAGUUGGGUAUGAUGAAGAACUUGAUAAACAUAUAUGAAGACGAGAACAAGAAUAACAUGUUGCACUUGGCUGGACAAUUGCCUUUACCAAGUCGGCUAAAUGUUGUACCAGGAGCAGCUCUCCAACUGCAACAAGAGCUACUGUGGUUUGAGGAAGUGAAGAAGGUUGUUAGACCAGGGCAAAUUGUAGCAAAAAAUACGCAAAAGCAGACUGCAAGAGAAGUGUUCAUGGAAAAGCACGAGAACUUAAGGAUAGCAGCGGAGAAAUGGAUGAUAAAAACAGCAAAUUCAUGCAUGCUUGUGGCAACCCUUAUUGCCACUGUUACUUUUGCAGCAGCGUUUACAUUACCUGGAGGUAAUAGACAAGAUAAUGGACAAGAUAAGGGGUUUCCUGUUUUUCUUAAUAGGACCUUGUUUAAAAUUUUUGCCAUAGCGGAUGCAGUAUCUUUAGCAUUCUCAUCCUCUUCGAUACUAUCCUUCUUGUCCAUUCUUACUUCUCCAUUCUCAAUGGAUGAUUUUCUCAAGUCAUUGCCAAACAAGUUAAUUCGAGGAUUCUUAUUCCUUUUCAUAGCAAUAAUAACAAUGAUGGGUGCCUUCGUUUUAGCCUUUUUCUUAAUUUUCAAACAUGGAUUGAUUCGAUUUGCUAUUUCUAUUGCCGCACUUGCUUUUAUCCCCAUCCUUUUAUUCAUUGGGCAGCUCCAUCUUGUUUUUGAGAUGAUUUAUUCCACCUACAAGUGCUCCUUCCUUUUCUGUUGCAAUAAAAAAACUCUCUUUCCUACCAAAUCAAAAUUUCCCAUACUAGAAAAGCUAUGCUGCUUCUGCAAUUAGCUCCAUAUUUAUCUUCUAGCCUAUGUGUUGUGUACUAGUUUGUAAUAGGGAUAGAUUUUGUGCUAGUAUUUGCAAUAGGUAUAAAUUUUGUGCUAGUACUAUUUGUUUUAUACUUGUGCGUGUGUAAAAUAAAAUCAUUAUUGUAUUUUAUUUUUCUUGUACAAUAAACGUUUAAAAAGUAAUGUCUUUUUUUUUUA
This is a messenger RNA of Hevea brasiliensis (rubber tree), 3061 nucleotides long. RefSeq lists its product as uncharacterized. The coding region runs from base 372 to 2864 and encodes 830 amino acids. Lineage: Eukaryota; Viridiplantae; Streptophyta; Magnoliopsida; Malpighiales; Euphorbiaceae. Gene Ontology annotation, molecular function: protein binding. The record is from RefSeq and is a predicted model, not a curated record. The transcript is spliced from 8 exons.